AGUUUACCAACGAGGAUCGAGUUGACAAUUUUUAUCAUGAAGUAGGUAAACUUAAAUGGUCGACAAAAGCUGAGCUUCUUUAUUUUUAUUGAUCAAAAACAAUUUCAAACUCAUCAAUACACCCAAAUUAACGAUCUUCACUCUGCAAACUUCCUCUAGUUAAACGUGAAAUUACAGCAGGUCCCUCUAUUUUGGUGGCACUUGGUCUCAAUUAUGUGAAAUUUCCCUCAACAUUUAGUUCAAGUAGGAUGGCUGUUACACCUCAAGAACAGAACAAUCUAACCGAUGAUUACCCUUUGCUCAUAGAAAACCACGAGAACCAACAUUUUAUCGAUGUAGAAAGAGAAAAUACCGAUGCAUCAGGGUCAUCUCAUAACCGUCAUGUUUCAACAACUAAUUCUGGUCCAUCUAAUACUUCAAGUGGACCAAAUGCACACGGGCCCCGCCAAAGGUGGAGCCCCUUCAACACUUUGUUAUGGAUUUCAAUUGAGCUAGCAUUCACCUCAGGACAAAUUAUUGCAGCCGCCGUUGUCUUAUUCAUCUCACAAAGUGAAAACCCACAGAAUCCUUUGUUUGUGUGGGUUUUCGGUUAUGCUGGUGGUUGUGCCGCUAGUCUUCCACUUCUGUACUGGCGGUAUCUUCAACGGAAUCAAGCUACCGGGCGGCAGUCAACCCAGGACCCACAACAACCACAUUCUGAGCAAAUCACUCCGCCGGAACCGAAUUCGUACAUAACCAUCUCGUUUGUUCCCUCUCCAGAAGAAGAAACUCACCAGGCUACAUCUUCGAACACUUGGACUGGUCCAAAUGUUAGGCUUAAUAUGCUUGCGGACCAUUUCAAGAUGGCUUUAGAUUGCUUCUUUGCAGUAUGGUUUGUCGUAGGCAACGUGUGGAUUUUUGGAGACCAUUCAUCUUCCGCCGAUGCCCCUAAUUUGUACAGGUUAUGUUUAGUUUUUCUUGCCAUUAGCUGCAUAGGGUAUGCAAUGCCUUUCAUAUUGUGUGGAAUGAUAUGUUGCUGUUUGCCUUGUAUCGUUUCUAUCCUUGGAAUCCGUGAGGAUAUGAAUCAAAUACGAGGAGCAACGGAAGAUUCUAUUAAUGCUUUACCAACACAUAAGUUCAAGUUAAACUUGACUACCGAAAACAUGGAGUAUGAGAACUCAGGUGGGCUUUUAGCAGCCGGGACACAAAAUGAACGUGCAAUCGCUGGUGAAGACGCUGUUUGUUGCAUAUGCUUGGCGAAAUACACAGAUGAUGAUUUGUUGAGGGAGCUCCCAUGCACACAUUUUUUUCAUACAGAAUGUGUUGAUAGAUGGUUAAAGAUGAACGCAUCAUGUCCGUUAUGCAAGUCCGAGAUCGGUAAUCUGUCUUCUACACCAAACUCGCCACGUCAGUAGCAGCGAGCAAGAAAUGUAAAUAGAUUACAUGCUUUUUUGUAAAUAAAAUAAAAGUAGGUGUACAAUUGAUGGUUUAAGAUCUGAUCAAGCGGGUGUAACUGUUUAUAUAUUCAGAAGGAGAUCUUUGUUGAGGCUAAUUUUGAAUUUGUAAGGAGAGGAUAUCUUACUAAACUGUAAUGUUAUUUGUGUGGUCAUUUAUUAAUGACAGAUAAACCUAUGUGUUGAAUAUUUGAUUAAA
Messenger RNA from Helianthus annuus (common sunflower), 1632 nucleotides. RefSeq names its product E3 ubiquitin-protein ligase At4g11680. Bases 249 to 1394 code for a protein of 381 amino acids. Lineage: Eukaryota; Viridiplantae; Streptophyta; Magnoliopsida; Asterales; Asteraceae. Gene Ontology annotation, molecular function: zinc ion binding. The record is from RefSeq and is a predicted model, not a curated record. The transcript is spliced from 5 exons.